AUGACUGACGAGUCCAUCCGUGGGUUUUCCCUCCCUGGAGAAGUUGACGGUCGCGGGUUGAGAAUAGGCAUCGUGAGGGCCUCUUGGAAUGCUAAAGUGGUGGAGCUGUUAGAAGAGGGCGCUGUGGAGGUCCUGCUUGCAAGCGGUGUGAAAAAGGAAGACAUUAUCACAGAAUACGUGGCGGGAUCGUAUGAAGUCCCCUUCGCAGUGCAGUUGUUGUUGGAGAAGACCAACGUUGAUGCCGUCAUCGCUCUAGGUUGUUUGAUCAAAGGGGAGACUAUGCAUUUCGAGUACAUCUCAGAGGCGGUUACUCACGCUCUGAUGCGCCUGGGCCUUGACCAUAAGAAACCGGUCAUCUACGGAGUCCUCACUGUAUUGAACGAAGAGCAGGCUGAGGCUCGAUGUGGCAUGUUAGCCGACUCUGUCCAUGGUAACGAGGCGAGGGAGUGGGCAAAGACGGCUGUUCGUCAGUGCAACGUUAUGCAGAAGUACCAAUAG
This is a messenger RNA of Perkinsus marinus ATCC 50983, 498 nucleotides long. RefSeq names its product 6,7-dimethyl-8-ribityllumazine synthase, putative. Bases 1 to 498 code for a protein of 165 amino acids. Gene Ontology annotation, molecular function: 6,7-dimethyl-8-ribityllumazine synthase activity. NCBI's taxonomy places the organism in Eukaryota, Perkinsozoa, Perkinsida, Perkinsidae. Gene Ontology annotation, biological process: riboflavin biosynthetic process. The transcript is spliced from 5 exons. The record is from RefSeq and is a predicted model, not a curated record. Gene Ontology annotation, cellular component: riboflavin synthase complex; intracellular anatomical structure; mitochondrial intermembrane space.